AUGUCUGACUGGGAUUCCGUCACUAUCAUUGGCAAGGCCGCUCGUGGUGGCUCUGCGCCCCGUGAGACCGUCGUCAAGGGCCGUUCUGCUCUUAACGCCGCCGCACGCUCUGGCAUGAUCGUUGGCACUGAGAAGAAGUACGCCACUGGCAACUCUGCUAGCCGUCCAGCCGUAGAAGGUCAGCAUUUGACAAAGGUCGAUCGAUCAGAUGAAAUCGUGAAGCCCAAGACAGUUGGCCACGAGGUUGGAGAUGCGAUUAAGCGCCGCCGAAACGAAGAAGGCAUCAAGCUCAGUCAGAAGGAACUUGCUACAAAGUGCAACACUACCGUUUCGGUCAUCCAGGACUUUGAGCGUGGAACUGCCGCUCCAGACCAGAAAGUUUUGGCCGCGAUGGAGAGGGUGUUGAAUGUUAAAUUGCGUGGAUCGGGGAUUGGGCAGGAGAAGUUCCCUAAGAAGAAGAAGUAA
Messenger RNA from Trichophyton benhamiae CBS 112371, 465 nucleotides. RefSeq lists its product as uncharacterized. The coding region runs from base 1 to 465 and encodes 154 amino acids. The transcript has 2 exons. The record is from RefSeq and is a predicted model, not a curated record. Gene Ontology annotation, cellular component: nucleus. Gene Ontology annotation, molecular function: DNA binding. NCBI's taxonomy places the organism in Eukaryota, Fungi, Ascomycota, Eurotiomycetes, Onygenales, Arthrodermataceae.